AUGUCUUUCCAGAAGCCCGAGAAGGAUUUCGGCGAGGGCCCUAAGGUCCACAAGAUCCGCAUCACCCUCACCUCCCGCAAGGUUGCCUCCCUCGAGAAGGUCUGCCAGGAGCUGAUCGACCGUGCCCGCUCCAAGUCCCUCCAGGUCAAGGGCCCCGUCCGUCUUCCCACCAAGACCCUCCAGAUCUCCACCCGUAAGACCCCCAACGGUGAGGGUUCCAAGACCUGGGACAAGUACGAGAUGCGCAUCCACAAGCGUCUCAUCGACCUCCUCGCCCCCACCGAGACCGUCAAGCAGAUCAUCAUCAACAUCGAGGCUGGUGUUGAGGUUGAGGUCACCAUUGCCGCUUAA
Molecule: messenger RNA, 351 nt
Organism: Penicillium mononematosum
Lineage: Eukaryota; Fungi; Ascomycota; Eurotiomycetes; Eurotiales; Aspergillaceae
Gene: S10a
Product: 40S ribosomal protein uS10
Exons: 3
Coding region: 1-351 (116 amino acids)
Biological process (GO): translation
Cellular component (GO): ribosome; cytosolic small ribosomal subunit
Molecular function (GO): RNA binding; structural constituent of ribosome
Source: RefSeq, a predicted model, not a curated record